UCUACGCAUUGUCCGUUGUUUUGCCGGUUUGUGGUAUAUAGUCGUUCAAAAUGUUCAACUUUGUAGCCAUCAUCUGCGCAAUGAUUGUGACCGCCCACGCUGGACUGAUCCCAGACCAUGGCAUCGCAACUGUAGCUGUAGCUCACGGUGCCACCUCAUAUCAGAACCACAAUCAGAUCUCAGUCCAUCCUGUACCUGUAGCAGUAGCCCAUGCCCCAGUGGUUGCCCAUGCUCCUGUCAUCGCCCAUGCACCUGUAGCGAUCGCGCAUGCGCCUCUAGCUUUAGGACAUGGAUAUGGACUCCAUUGAGGAUUUGAAAGGGAUGCGCUUCACUACAAGAUGAGCAACGAGUUUAGCUUAGAUGUAUUUGUAAAUAAUUAUCUAUUUAUUUUCUUUGAAAAAAUAUUGAUUGAUUUGA
This is a messenger RNA of Acanthoscelides obtectus, 417 nucleotides long. The record is from the annotation of a GenBank genome assembly. Lineage: Eukaryota; Metazoa; Arthropoda; Insecta; Coleoptera; Chrysomelidae.